CAGGUUACAUUACAAAAGAAAUGAAAGAAAACUAAUAAGUGAAACAGUUGUGAAAAGUGAAAUUCCAGCAUAACUGAUCUAGGCGUUACUAAAAAGAAAUAUUUGUGUCUUCAUAAUUAUAUUUGGGAAAAACAAGUGGAUUUUAAAGUGGUAGAUAUAAUUGCUCCUUAUUAGUUGUCAAUCUUGUUGACUCCUAGGACUUGGUGUUAUGAAAUUGUAGGAUUUUCAUAUUAAGGAAGAUAUUUUUUAUAUCAUUUGAUGAGAAUUUCAUAUGAACAGAUUCAGUUUAUGGUUUACAGUUAUGUGAACUAUCUGUUUAAAAAUCAGUAUUUGUGCAGAUAUCAUAAACAGAUUGUCACUCAUAGUGGGAAAAUUUUUCUUUGAAAAUGUCUACCAAAUCAAGCAAGUCGAACAAGUCUAAUAAGAAAGUAGGAUUUGUGGAAGAUGACAAACCAUGUAAAACUAGAGAAUCUAGAAGCAGAUUCAGGAGUCGGAGUGGUCGGGAGAGACGGUCAAAGUCAGAGGUGACAGUCUCAAACAAGGAAAACAUUCCUAAAAAAAGGGAACACAGUUUAGUUUCUAUGGUUCGUAAUGGAGGGAGAAAUUCAGUCAGAAACCUUGUCAGACUUUUUGAAUCUAAAACAAUGAAUGAAGGGAGGAAAAGUCAAAUAGUAUUACCAGAUGAAAGAAGAUUAGACCUCCUCAUUCAGCCAAAACUUUACACAAGAGAACUUUUAGAUUUAGUUUCCUCCCAUUUCAAAUUAAAAGAAAAAGAAUAUUUUGGUAUAAAUUUUACAGAUGAAACGGGUCAUAGUAAUUGGUUAAAUUUAGACAAAAAAGUUUUAGAACAUGAUUUUCCAAGGAAAACUGGGAUAUUAACACUCAAUUUUUCUGUCAGGUUUUAUGCAGAAUCUAUUUCAAGUCUCAGGGAUACAGCAACUGUAGAAUUAUUUCAUCUCAAUGCUAAACAACUUAUAUUUCGGGACCAGAUAGAAUGUGAUAGUGACACUGUAUUUGAAUUGGCAGCUUAUGUUUUACAAGCAACGUAUGGAGAUUUUCCUGAUGAAGAAAGUGUGCGGUCUGAAUUAAAAAAGUUACCUCUGAUUCCAACAAGUGCCUUACGAGAACAUCCAUCCAUUUCAUAUUGUGAAGACAAAGUCAUAGGACAUUAUAAGAAAUUAUUAGGAAUUUCAAAAGGAUUAGCUAUUGUCAAUUAUAUGUCCAUAGUUGAAAGUUUGCCUACAUAUGGUAUACACUAUUAUGAAGUAAAGGACAAAAAAGACAUUCCAUGGUGGUUAGGACUAAGUUAUAAAGGAAUAGCUGUUUAUGAUAAAUCUGAUAAAAAAGAACCAAGAAAGAUUUUUACAUGGAAAUUACUGGAAAAUUUAUACUAUAGAGACAAGAAAUUCUCAAUAGAGGUUCAUGAUCCUAAACGUGUCAUACAAACAUUAAGCAGUUACAACUUGUAUGAGGACGCGAUCAGAGAACCUGUCGACGAGGGGGACGAACUCUCUGAUGCCAUUGUAGACCCUAGUACACAGUAUUAUAACCGAUGGAGAUCUUCCAGCUAUGUUGAUCCAGUGGACAUAAAAAACUCUAUAGUAUCUGUAAGUCGUAGAACUUUCGGUCCUGGAAACGUUGCAGUCCAUGCUUGGUUUGGUUGUACUUCUCAGCUUACAAAAUGUAUCUGGUCCAUGGCUGUAGCUCAACAUCAGUUUUACUUAGACAGAAAACAUAGCAAGAGUAGUUUACACACAGUGAGAAGUUCCAGUGAAAUCGCUGCAGACUUAACUUGUAGUAACAAAAGUUCCUCAUCUCUACCAGGUUCAUUUUCUGACAUAAGUCGCAGUGCCAGUUCAUCAAGUCUUCCAAACUUGUCAGGAUCAAGAUUUGAUAUAAAUCUAGACCACCUUGACGCCAUCAAAGCUCAAAGAGAGAUGUUUGAAGCACUAAAAGCCAGAAAAGAAGCUCUAGACGAGAAGCUACGCAAGAAGACAGAGGAACUCAAGUUGCUAUGUAUGCAAGAAGGGGAAUUGACAGGCAGGUUACCCAGAGAAUAUCCCCUUGCCUCAGGGGAACAGCCUCCUGCCAUCAGACGCCGUGUCGGUACAGCAUUCUCACUAGCCUCAAAAGUCCAAGAUGACCAGGCUGAGUCCUUGUCCAAGCUAGAGCUUGAGUAUGAGUUGCAGAAACAGAUCACCCAGGCAGCAAACCGUCUCUCUCAAGACAAGUCUGUCAGCAAGUAUGUUCGUAAACAGAGACGUCAUUCAUUCCACAGAGCAGAGAAAAAGUUGAGAGAGAUGGAGAAGAAGUUAGCCGAUGGUAAGGGAGGUGACUCUACCCUUCCACUCGAUGGAAAAUACAAAUCUGGUAUGGCCAGAAACCAAAGCUUUUUUCUGUUACAGAUGAAUGACAAUGAUGAUCCACAUUCACAGAAAUCUACAAGGGAAUCCCCUAGUCGUCAGGUAGUACAUGUACCAAUGCAACGCUCAGCCACUGUCAGAGAAUUAUCACCAACAGAAAGUAGGCCACCUUUAAGUCCAACAUUAAGCAGUCCCUCUUUAUUUCGAGAUUGUGGUGGAGGAUCACAGUCAAGUAACCAACUGUACACGCCUCUAACCAACAGAAGCCAUUCUUCUGGAAGUAAUAUGUCAAAUCAGUCCGAGUAUGAAAACGUUAACAACCAUAAAGACUAUACUGGAAGUCAGGACAGUGGCUUUAGUUCAGCUAAUAAUAUGUAUAAUUUAACUACUCAACAGACUUCACAUUAUGAAAGUUCAGAUCAGCUGAAAACACCUACAAAUAAAAACUACUCUGAGAGCUUAGAAAAUGUAUUUGAGGACAAAGCAGCAAACCAUAAUAGUUUAGAUAGCAGUUACAGGAAGACUGGUAAUCCAAAAAACUAUGGUAGUCUGGAACGAAAUUCAAGACGUAAAAAUGAAACAUGGCAGCCUCGUGAUAGACAACAUAGUGAUAGUGAUGCAAGCAUAAGUCAUCUGUCUGAUAUAGACACUUCUAAAUAUGGUAGUAAAAGAGCGUCUCAGUCAGAAUAUGAUUUAUCUGGACAAAAAAGUAAUUUGAUUGAGCUGCCAGUUAGACACGAGGAACAAGGAGAUAAUAGACGACAUCAUGGUCGUUGGAAUGAUGUGGCUCACACUGAGCCAUCUCCGCUUAUACAAAGUCCCAAUCAAGACUAUCGUGAGGGCAAUGAACCUCAUUGUUACAGUCCUAGGAGCUAUGAAGGAAAAAGACAAGGUGGGCGAGGAAGCCCUUACAUAGAACGUAGUAUAAUGACUAAAAGAGUGGAAUCUCCCAAUUCUAGUGCUGUUGUUACUGUUACAAAAAUGCAACCUCAUCGUAGUGUAGAACUAGUAUCUAAACCAUUUGAAAUGUCAGACUUUUAUAAAUAUAGUGAAAAAAUUCGUAGACAAAGAAUGAUUGAGAACUACCAGCAGCAAUUAUUAGGUGACUCAUUAUCGCGGUGUAGUUCUCCUUCACAACAUUCAACUGAUAGUGGAGAUGGGUCAACGGGUCAUAAUUCUGUAUAUAAAUAUCCACACCCUAACUACAGUCCGUCACAUUCGUCAUCUUCAUCAGGUCAUAGUCACUAUCCUAUGGGACCUUCAAAUCAUUCUACGCCAGUACGAACACAAUCCCCUUAUUUGACAAGGAAAGGAGAUUAUGAUUCAUCUAGUCAAAGUGCCAGUAUGCCUAAAUAUCAGUCACAAAGUACACAUGUGCAAUAUUCAGUGCAGACAGCUUCAGGAGGACGUGUUAUUAAAUCAGUGCAUACCACGACGAAACAUACUCAAUAUCAACCAUUGACUCCAUUGAAAUGUGACCCAAUUCAUAAUCAGUCAAGAACGCCAUCCUCACAGAAUUACAAUCCAACAAAUAGGUAUGGUAACAAUAAAGUGAAUCCUAUUAUUAUAACAGAACCGCAUUUUAGUGGAAACGAAAAUUCACGAUAUCAUGGGAACUAUCAUAUUGUGGACCCCUUUAACUCUCAUGAGAAUUAUGUAUGUGUUGAUCCAGUUCAUGAGCAAACUCAUAAACACACUGCAUAUGUUGGUAGGAGCAUAUCAUAUGAAAAUAAAUCCGUGAUUGGAGACUUAACCGACGAGAUGUUGGAGUGGUGUAGGAAACAUGGACUGAAACGGAGAAAAUCUUAUGUGUAAUCCUAACCAUACUGAUCUUCAGGUUGUGGCAAUUUCGACCUUGACGCUUGACAGUGGUGGAUUCAAAAGCCACUUUUCUUUACCCAUGCCGAGGGCCGCGGUCUACAGUGUCGAAAGAUGAAAUGAACAUAAUAUAUAAUGCACACAUUAUUCAUUUUAUUGUGGCAUUGGUGCCCCAAAUUUAUUUCCUGCAGAGCUUUUUUAUACGGUAAACAAUUAAAAUUGUAAAAAUCUAAAUAUGUUUUUAAAAAUCCGACAAAUAUAUUAAUUGUUUAAUA
Molecule: messenger RNA, 4456 nt
Organism: Mytilus californianus (California mussel)
Lineage: Eukaryota; Metazoa; Mollusca; Bivalvia; Mytilida; Mytilidae
Product: FERM domain-containing protein 4A-like
Exons: 23
Coding region: 387-4178 (1263 amino acids)
Biological process (GO): establishment of epithelial cell polarity
Cellular component (GO): cytoskeleton
Molecular function (GO): cytoskeletal protein binding
Source: RefSeq, a predicted model, not a curated record